This is a messenger RNA of Colletotrichum costaricense, 201 nucleotides long. RefSeq lists its product as uncharacterized. The record is from RefSeq and is a predicted model, not a curated record. Lineage: Eukaryota; Fungi; Ascomycota; Sordariomycetes; Glomerellales; Glomerellaceae. The transcript has a single exon. Bases 1 to 201 code for a protein of 66 amino acids.
AUGCCGGAAGUUGAUUGCAGUGCUGCCAACAAGGAGAUGUAUCCGUAUGUGGCAGAUGAGGAUGAAAAAUUCUUUCAGAUCGCUGCCGUGUUCACCCCAAGCAUGUUGGAUUGGGCUGGGCAGAGUCGGUGGGAGCUUGCCAUGGCAGACCUGAGGGAGAAGAGCGCGCUGGGCAGUGGCUGGGCGAAGGGGAACCUGUGA